AUGGCGAUGGUGGACCCGUUAGAGACAGAGGCCAAGGCCUUGGAAGAUCAAGCAGAAGCCCUUGAGUUGGCUGGACGCAAUGACGACUUCAAGGCAGAGGUGUUGGCCUUGAUCGGCACACCUCCUCCCUUGACUACAACCACGUUGCGAGAGGUUGGGGAGCAUGUGAAGAAGCAGGCACGGGUGGAGCUGCCGCUGCCCCCCCUAGCAGCGAUUUUAACCUGGAAUGACCCUCUGUGGGACGAGGUUGCAGCUCCAGAAAGCCACUUGCCUGAGGCAGGAGAGCAGGGGCUGCAGAGCAAAUUCUGCAGGCUGCUGAACAGCGCCCCAUCCAGCAUGAGCUUCGAAUUCCAUGAUGUCCACACGGCACCAUCCGUGUGUGGCAACGACCUGAAGCCUGACACUGUCAUGAGCUUGCGCGGCAUACCUGUGUGCCCCCUCACCACAGGGGCGAUCAUGAAUCUGAAGAGGCAAGACGGCGCCUAUGACAACGACAAGAACGUUGGCCAGGCUGUCACAUACGGCCGGACCUUCCUGCAGCAGCUACCCAGAGGUCUGCGCGACACAGUGUACGUGGCAUUGACAGACUUGCAGCGCAUAACCCUGAUGCGUGUGACCUUGCCUGCAAAUGGCCAGCUAAAGGUGGACAUGAGCACUCAGCUCGCAGAUGUCAAGUCUAUUCUCUUGCAGCUGCUUAGCUGCCAGCCGGCAUCAUUGCGAGUGCAGCUGCCAGACCUGGGCCCCUCACUGAAGAUCACAGGACUCCUUGGUCAUGGAGCGACCAGCCACGUCUUUCAAGGGGCAACCUCCAAUGGGGACGAGGUGGCAAUCAAGGUGCCGCUUGCGAGAACCUUGGACCAUGAGCUGGAGAUGCUGCUCACUCUGAGGGGCCUGAGAGGUGUGCCAUCCCUGGCAAUCGACACCCUUGUCCAGGGCGCUAUCGUCUCGACGCCUGUCCUGCAGCCGCUGACAUUGGCUGUCAUCUGGCGUGCCCGUCUCCACCUUGCCGUCCCUGCCCUGGUCUCUACUUUCAAGGACGCGCACAACAUGGGCCUUGUCAACAGAGAUGUGCGCCUCAGCAACUUGAUGACUGACACAGCUGCAUCGGUGCUCUGGCCAAUUGACUGGGGUUGUGCCACACGCCAGCAGCAAGCGCCGUUUGAGGGUACCGUGCACUACGCAUCGAAGGCCAUCCUGGAUCAGCUCAUCCUGGAGCAGUGGCUGCAGUUUGGACAACAUGCCAGCGUCCUUGCCACGCCUGCAGAUGACCUCGAGUCGCUUGUGUGCACUGCCUUCUGCGUAACGCACCCAGACAUGCAGGUGGAGCUGGAGAAGCUGGCCAAGCAUCAGUUGGCAGACAUCCUGUCAUGGUGGCAACACACUGCCUGGGCCUCUCGACCUGCCUGGACGGAAGCCCUACAAGCUGCGCGUGUUCAGGAUUACACCAGUGUUGGAGUGCGACUGCAGCGCUUGCUGGAAUAG
Molecule: messenger RNA, 1482 nt
Organism: Coccomyxa subellipsoidea C-169
Lineage: Eukaryota; Viridiplantae; Chlorophyta; Trebouxiophyceae; Coccomyxaceae
Exons: 4
Coding region: 1-1482 (493 amino acids)
Molecular function (GO): ATP binding
Source: RefSeq, a predicted model, not a curated record